AUGAAUUCUCUAACUUUGUUAGUUUGCAUCGUUGCUUUUGCCGUCAUUCAGAAUUUUGCAAGUGGACAGUACCCACCCUGUACCGAUGACCCUCCAGAUGGAACUUGCAAGAAAAAAUGUAAUACGAGUGAAGUAGCGGUCAAAGUAAAAGGAUGCCCUAGGUCGAUUCGAAGGUGCUGCGUCAGAAAGUGUGAACCAGAUAACGGAAUUUGCCGGGAGAAAAAAGAAGAUUGUCCUAAAUAUGGAGAAGAAUAUAGUAAUUCAUUCAUGUGCCGAAGCAUAAGGAAACCCUACUGCUGCGUCGAGAUGUGUGAACCAGACAACGGAAUUUGCCGGGAGAACAAAGACUGCAAACAUGGAGAAGAAUACGAUGAUACAUUUAAAUGCCCGAACGGAAAGAAGCCCCCGAAGCAUUACUGCUGCGUCAAGUUGUGUGAACCAGACAACGGAAUUUGCCGGGAGAACAAAGCUUGCAAACAUGGAGAAGAAUACGAUGAUACAUUUAAAUGCCCGAACGGAAAGAAGCCCCCGAAGCCUUACUGCUGCGUCCCAAGGGGGCCUCUGACGCAUCUGACUGCGCCUCCGACAAAGACGCCCCCACCUCCGACAAAGACGCCCCCACCUCCGACAAAGACGCCCCCACCAACACCGCCUGCAGAAGCGAAAUAUGAUACAAAAGGCAAAUCUGAAGGUUUGAGCUCUAGUGAACCCGAGCCAGCAGGGAUCAGCAGGGGCUUACAUUCAGGAUGCUUCAUCAUGUAUACACUCACUUCCAAAGGCAUUUAUUCAGGGACCGAUGCUUUAUUCUCGUUUCAAUUUUGGAGAUGGACUGUGUUUGGGUGGCAGUGGUCCCCUUGGCAACCUGAAAAUAACCCAGGAGAUGACAGAGAAGAGGGGCAUUGGGAUUUGUAUGGGCCUUACCCUCAGAGGAUCGGUGGCCUACCAGCAGACUGGAUUUAUGUAAGACAAACCACCAGAUUUUACGAUAGGUGGCAAAUAAAAACUAUCUUUAUGAGGGAUACUUGUCAUAACAUACUGUAUGAGUACUACUGCAACGGUUGUUGGGUCUCUAACAAUCCAAAUGGCGGGACGUGGAUUAAGCGGACUACUCCAUAAUAUGGAUCAAAUCACUGUUGCUCAAGGUACCAUUACCAAUAGCACUGAUUGAUUAUACAAAUAUGAAUUCAAAAACUAAGCUUGUAAUCACGAAUGCAACUUUCGGCUGUCGGCUACCGGAUUAACCUAUUAUUUU
This is a messenger RNA of Owenia fusiformis, 1252 nucleotides long. The record is from the annotation of a GenBank genome assembly. NCBI's taxonomy places the organism in Eukaryota, Metazoa, Annelida, Polychaeta, Sabellida, Oweniidae.